AUGUUAUCUCUAUCUGUACAUAUUCAAACUCUGUCAGAUACUUAUAAGUACUCUUUGACCCGGCGGCCCUCCCUCAUUGAUUACGGUUCAUCAUCUUCAAGUGAUGCUGAGGAAGAUGAUAUUAUGGAUGAAGACAAAUACACUAAAGAUGAAAACAGCCAUAAACCAAAACUUCCCAAACCGACCCUUGGAGAAAAUCAUCUUCACACAUCUGUAUUCUCUAAUCCAUUUGUGGAAGCGGAAUUGGCAAAAGCUGCUAUAUUAGAGAAACAUGUCAAAAUGGUUCCAGGUAAAGACAAUACCCAAAUGAUUAAUGGUAAGAAAAUAUGCUGGAACUACAGAAAAGGAAGAUGCAGGUUUGGACACAAUUGUAAAUAUGCACAUGAUUCUGAUAUACAGAAGACGGUUGAAGAAUUGGAAGCGGAGAAACAGAAAUUGAAAACAGUUGUAUGUGAAGGGACGGGUACAAUGUCAUCAGCACCCCCACCACAAGUGGUCCUAGAAGCAUCAUCUGCAACUGAUGAUGAUGUUUGGGAAGGUGGAUCAAAUAAGAAGAAAAAGAGACCAGGCUUGAGUUCAGGGCUAGUUCCUGGAAAGAAAAUCAUUAAGAUGUAUAAAGAACAAAAACUCAAAGAUGUUAUAAAUAAA
Messenger RNA from Iphiclides podalirius (scarce swallowtail), 648 nucleotides. The record is from the annotation of a GenBank genome assembly. NCBI's taxonomy places the organism in Eukaryota, Metazoa, Arthropoda, Insecta, Lepidoptera, Papilionidae.